Chanos chanos (milkfish) is the source of this 1087-nucleotide messenger RNA. It is a transcript of the gene tatdn3, whose product is annotated as TatD DNase domain containing 3. Lineage: Eukaryota; Metazoa; Chordata; Actinopteri; Gonorynchiformes; Chanidae. The transcript is spliced from 10 exons. The record is from RefSeq and is a predicted model, not a curated record. The coding region runs from base 147 to 959 and encodes 270 amino acids. Gene Ontology annotation, molecular function: hydrolase activity, acting on ester bonds.
AUAGACACCAGCAAUAACGUUUCUUCGGUACGAUUAUUUAUUUGAAAAGUGUCACACAUGAAAGUAAAAAAAGAAGGUAUCACGUUCUAGUAACAAUGUAAGCUCAACAACAUUUCUAAAGUAAGCUGUUGUCCUGGUGUUGAUUAAUGGACGUUGCAUUCAUUGAUUGUCACUGUCACAUAUCAGCUCUUGAGUUUGUCGAGGACCUUGAUGAUGUCAUCAAACGGACCAAAGAAGCAAACGUUAAAGCUCUUGUGGCAGUUACAGAGUAUGCAAGUGAUUUUGAAAGAGUAAUCCAGUUGUCCAAGAAUUAUCCAGACCUUGUAUUACCUUGUUUUGGAAUUCAUCCAGUUCAAGGCACGGGUCAGGACAGACGUAGUGCCAAUAUUCAGGACUUAGAGCCAGUCCUUCCUCUAUUCCAGAAGUAUAGAAAUGACAUCAUUGCCGUGGGUGAAAUUGGUCUAGACUUCACACCAUGGUGUGCACCUACUGUUCAGGAGCGGGAAGAGCAAUUAAUGAUCUUCAGAAGACAACUGGAGGUGUCCAAAGAGCUGGCAUUGCCAGUGAAUGUCCAUUCCCGCUCUGCUGCCAAGGUCACCAUAGGCACCAUGAAAGAACUGGGGAUUAGAGACGCACUGUUACACAAUUUUGCAGGGAAGCCAUCAGUGGCACUGGAGGCAGUACGAGCUGGAUACUGCCUGUCCUUCCCCCCUGUCAUCAGCACAAACCAACAGAGAGUCAAGCUCAUCAGACAGAUUCCUCUGGAAAACAUUUGCUUGGAGACAGACUGUCCUGCCUUAGGACCUGAAAAAAACGUCAGAAAUGAGCCAAAAAACAUAACUCUGUCAUGUGAACACAUUGCUCGAGUGAAAGGAAUUCCUUCAGAGAUGGUUGCAGACGUCACUACGCAGAAUGCCCUUCGCUUGUUCCCAAAACUCAAGAGAAUUCUGAAACCAUAGAAGGUUUACAUAUUCAUAUUAAGAAUAUGCACAUUAUUGAAUUUAUCUAAACUAACGCAGUGGAAUCCACGUGAUAUAUUAUUUGACUGAAACCCCUGUAUCUGUAUAAUAAAGCAUAUGCCACAGGA